AUGGCUUCAAGCACGCUCCUCGGGCAUGUGGAUGACAUUAUACUCACUGCCUCAUCCUCGGAGGUCCUUUGUCAGAUCAUCUCUGCUCUACAGCAUGAAUUCAGUAUGAAGGACCUUGGCAAGUUGCAUCACUUUCUUGGGAUGAAAGUUCAGCACCGAGAUGGUUGCAUGUUCCUGUCUCAGCAGCAGUACAUGAUGGAGACUCUGGACCGGGCUGGUAUGGCUGAAUGCAAACCCUACUCUACUCCUGUUGACACCAACCCAAAGGUCUCUACUGAUGUUGGCCAACCAGUUCAGGAUCCCACUUACUUUCGUAGUUUGGCUGGUGCGCUUCAGUAUCUGACCUUCACUCGUCCAGAAAUUGCUUAUGUCGUCCAGCUUUCGGACACUCGCAAGUCCACUUCGGGCUAUGCGGUCUUCCUUGGUGACAACCUCAUCUCCUGGUCCUCCAAGCAACAGAAUAUUGUUUCUCGCUCUCGUGCUAAGGCUGAAUAUCGCGUUGUUGCCAUUGCUGUUGCUGAGGCAUCCUGGCUUCAUCAACUCCCCAGUGAGUUACAGUCUCCUCUACAUCGUUCGACAUUGGUCUACUGUGGCAACAUCAGCACUGUCUAUAUGUCAGCCAACCCUGUCCAACAUCAACACACCAAGCAUAUUGAGAUUGAUCUUCACUUUGUGCGGGAACGCAUUGCUCUUGGUGAUGUCCGUGUUCUUCCCAUUCCCACAUCAUUUCAGUAUGCAGAUAUCUUCACCAAAGGGCUGCCAUCUUCGGUCUUCAUGGAGUUUUGGUUCAGUCUGAACGUCCGUUGCACCAAUGCUCUUGAUGGCACGUGGCUGGACAAGCUGCGCGCGGGCGAGGCCGGCGCGCCCGGUGACGACAUGAAGGCAUUCCGCUACACCAUGUUCUGCCUCCUUGUCAGGCAAGAGGCACGCGGCGGCCCGUGGCUGGAGCUGCGGCUAGAGGUGGUAAAAGAUCCUAAAUUUUAG
Messenger RNA from Panicum virgatum (switchgrass), 984 nucleotides. RefSeq lists its product as uncharacterized. The transcript has 4 exons. Lineage: Eukaryota; Viridiplantae; Streptophyta; Magnoliopsida; Poales; Poaceae. The coding region runs from base 1 to 984 and encodes 327 amino acids. The record is from RefSeq and is a predicted model, not a curated record.